Colletotrichum orchidophilum is the source of this 711-nucleotide messenger RNA. RefSeq lists its product as uncharacterized. The transcript is spliced from 4 exons. NCBI's taxonomy places the organism in Eukaryota, Fungi, Ascomycota, Sordariomycetes, Glomerellales, Glomerellaceae. The record is from RefSeq and is a predicted model, not a curated record. The coding region runs from base 1 to 711 and encodes 236 amino acids.
AUGGUACCUGCAUUCCUGCAGCUCGGUUCCGCGAACGGAGACCAUCCGCUGCGCAUCAUGAAAGCUGCUUCGACAGCUGAUCCUUCGGAUGUGCGUGGCAUCAUGGGGUCCGCGCCCGCCAAGCAGGCGACAAGGCGGCAGCGUGGGACGCCGAGUGUUGUUGCCUCUGCACAGGGAAUGACAUCUCUCCAAGACGGAGGAGUGCGGAUAUCCAGAGCCGCGUCGCGUGUUACCCCACGCAGAGGAGCGGCUUGGCUCCUUCACGGGCUUCCUACCGAGGCACCGCCCCAAGAUUCUGGUGGCUUGCAUCUCGAGAAUCUGUCCUUCAUCUCGGAUGAGAAGGCACCGGCAAACAGCAAGAAUUCUCAGGUUGUAGCCCACUCCUCGGAUGAGUACGGCUACGGCUCGCAGACUAUACAACAAGCUUCAUUGGAACACGAGGAAUCCCUCGCUCCGGGCCGCUCAACUGGAUCCUUCCAACGGCCGAAGAGCUGCAGCGCAAGAUUCAUCAGCUCAGUUGCGGGCAUGGACUACUUCCGAGAGGAACACUCAAAGGUUUUUGGACGCAUCCCCUGGUCGUUGUCGUCUGAGCACAGUGUUGAGUUGGACCUCGCCUUGCUUUGUCAUGGGUUCGAACAAUUUGGAGUCCACGAAAUCUGUUCAGAGAAGGCUUCGAGACAGACCACGCGGUCGGCCAUCGGAAGACAAUGA